Phlebotomus papatasi is the source of this 9074-nucleotide messenger RNA. It is a transcript of the gene LUBEL, whose product is annotated as E3 ubiquitin-protein ligase lubel. The record is from RefSeq and is a predicted model, not a curated record. Gene Ontology annotation, cellular component: LUBAC complex. Gene Ontology annotation, molecular function: K63-linked polyubiquitin modification-dependent protein binding; zinc ion binding; K48-linked polyubiquitin modification-dependent protein binding. The coding region runs from base 291 to 8492 and encodes 2733 amino acids. The transcript has 19 exons. NCBI's taxonomy places the organism in Eukaryota, Metazoa, Arthropoda, Insecta, Diptera, Psychodidae. Gene Ontology annotation, biological process: protein linear polyubiquitination.
AGUCUUCACUCGAUCGUCGUUGAGUACAAAUCUCCCGGUUAUUCAGGAAGAUGUGACAUAGAUUUUUAUUUAAAGCUUCAUCCACCAUUUUUUUUCCUAUAAGUGCACCUGAAUCGCGAAAAUAAUACGCAAGUAUCUAUUUUGAGUAUGUUUAAAAAGUGAUUUCGAAAGAAAGGAUAUAAUUUUGUGACACUAACAAAUGAAUUAUGGAAUAAAAUUUAAAAAAAAUGUGGUAAAAGUGCAAUUGAGAGAGGAAUUAUUUAAAGAAAGAAUAAAAGAAAAAUAAGGAUAUGAAUGGAAAAUCCAAGAGUAGUACUCAAUUCCGGAGUACUCGAGCAAUGCCACAAUGGGUUCAUGAGCAGAGCAAUCAGAUUGGACCCAAACCACCACCACCUCCACCAGCAGAAAAUGGCAAAACACCACCAGCAUUGCCACCAAAAAAUGCCAAAAAUGAACCAGAUUAUGAGAUAAUCGAAUUCGGAGGACAGUACUCCAAUACGAUGCCGAUAUUUCCUGCGAAACCUGGCGAUUUGAAGAAGAGUCCGAUGAUAAAGUGUGAAUUAUGUGGAUCAACAACACCAACAAUAAAGUGUGAUCAGUGCGAUCAGCAUCUCUUUUGCGCUUCCUGUGACGACAUGUACCAUCGCCAUCCUAAACGGCAGACACAUAUGCGAAAGACUGUGACGAUUGGUGAUCAAACGGUGAAGCCACCGUUGCCACCAAAAGGUGAACAUUUGGUACCCGUUCCACCGCCAAGGCGCAAUAAGAGAGGUAGUAGCUUUCGACUGGCAGGUCCAGGAUCUGGACGAACGGAUCAGGUCAAUUCGAAGACAUCAAUUCCGUCAAGACCACCAGCUCCUCCGAGUCCAGCUUUGUCAUUGCGUGAAAAGAUGAGUAGUCUCAAGAGAAUUAUUGCACCAUCUAAUCGUCCCCUACCGGAUACACCACAAUCCUCACGCCCUCAGACACCAAACAGUGUCAGUUCUGGCUCCGUGUUCGAUAGCAUUAAGAAACAACCAUCAGUUGAGAUGGGAAAAAUUCAGAGUCACAAAUCUGCUACCCUGGAUCGAAUGGCAUUGCUCCAGGAGCGCUAUCGACAGCAUCAGGAAGCAAUGAGAGCUGAUAGCGAAAGGGGUCGUCGUCCCAGUACGACAUCUAAUUGGGAAUUUGCUACUCCUGUUCAGAACUCUACAGAUUUCUGGGGCGUACCCAAAAAAGCAGGAAGUCUUAUGACAGGAAUGAACAGUGCUUCACCAGACAGUCAUCCUCAUCCCUUUGCAUAUCCAUCACAAAAUAAUGAUAUGCGUGCUAGAAAUCCUAAUCUCAGUGCAUCAGUCUUUGAUCUCAGUCAGCAAGCGGGAAUGCGAACGCCCAAGUAUCCAAAUCAGGGAUGGAAUCAGCCACAAAUGAUGCAUCAGACACAAUCUGUGGCUCAGUUAAAUUGCAUGAACUGUAAUCAUCAAGUACCACCUCAAUGGGGAGAUUCUUCUCUUCAUGGAUCCAACAUGAGUCUGAAUCUACCACCGCAAGGAUACUAUCCUCAUCCACAGCAUGAUGCUCGACAAGCAUGGAUGAGUCCCUGGGCUCCUCCGCCCGUUUAUCCCUAUCCUAUUGGAAUGGUUCCCGUGAUGGCGACUACUCCACAUCCUCCGCGUUCGAGAGCUCAAUCUCGAACUCAUUCACGGGCAGCUUCUCCUGCAUUGAGUAUAAAAUCCCGUAAAUCCACGAUGUCUGCACGACUACCACGCCAUGAGAUCUAUAUUGGUCAGGAAUAUGCUGAUGAUGAGGAUUCAGACAUGGAGUUGUUCGACGAUAGUCAUCUGAGAGGAGUAGAUCGACGAAGAGGAAGCACAAGUCACCGUGGACGUCGCCCGAGGAAAAACUCAACUCAGAGUAGUCUCGAUUUUGAUGAGGAUACCGCAGAUAGUGCGACUGGAACAGGAGUACGUCAAGCCGGUCGAGAACGUCGCGGAGGAUCAGUGUCUAGAUCCGUUCAGAGUGACUGGAUUCCCUCGAAAAGAGUGUCCGAUGCGAUUCGUGAGCGAGAAUUGCUGCAGAAAAAUAAAGCUCAACAUUCGGCGUCUCCGGAGGAAUCUGAACGAGAAGCUGAAAAACCACUACCACGUGAAAUUGCAAAGAAGCCGGAAGAUAGGCCAGAAGAGAAGGCUUCAGAGGUGGAAGAAGAGGAAGAUAUCGAAGAUAUUAUCAAUAAUUUGGGUGGUAUAACUAAAUCUUCACCUCCUGUCCAGGAACCAGAAGAAAACAAUGAAGUUCAGAGUGCAGAGGAGGGACCAGUAGGUCCACCACCAUCCGCUCCCGACUAUGAAUGGGAAUGUGAAUACUGCACCUACGUCAAUGAGCCAAAUACCAAAAUCUGUGGAAUUUGCUGCAAAACACCAACAAAGGCACCACAGAAGACCAUCAGUGAUCCAAUUCCUGACAUUACGCCCAGGGAAUCUCCGCCAAAGCCAAAUCCAGUAAAAGAGGAUGUGAUCAAGAAGAAAGAUAAUACGGAACCGAAGAAAACGACUAAAGAAAUUGUGGAGAAAAAGAAUGAUACAGGAAAUAAAAAAGGGGUUCAAAAAGUCUCAGAGUCUCCAUCCCGGGAUUCCGUACGAUCGAAAAGUACGGCGGUUUGUGCAAAUAUUUCUGAUUUUGAUGGGAAACGCGUGUCGCCUAAAGUCAGCACCGGAUGUGGUCCAUCACCUCCGAAGGAAGUGAUUGAGAUCCCUAAAAAAGUGCCCGAGACAAUGAGUCAUAUUGAGAAAACAUCAACUGGAACAUCUCCACCGCCCCAGAGUGCAUCCACACAGACAUACGACUACUUGCCAAUGAGAGAAGAAGAACCUGGUGGAUCAAGUGGUGGUAAAUCUAGUCAUGGAGGUGAUUUCAAGAGAUCCUACUCAAUUGCAGCGGGAGCUCUAACAUCAAACACCAAUCAUGGGGCAAGAAGUAACAUGAGUUUUUCUAGCGACACCCAAAGUUUACCACCAACCCCACCGAGAGAAUUAAGUCCGACUCCACGUCAACGAUUGAAUGACAACUACUUCGAGGAAGACACCCUUGCUUAUAUCGAUCGUGUUCUCAAUUCCACCCAUUUAGCUACCCAACAACUCCAGAAAUCCUACAACCAUCGAGAUCCUUACAGGAGCUUCAACGAUCUUCGUCGACCGGAAAUGUAUUCAUCAAGAAGACCUUCCUACUUAGACUACAACAGUUCUAACAAGAUGACAAGACGAGCUGAUUCCCAGCCACCGGAUCCCAAUAUACUCACUCUGGAAGAUUUGAAAUUAAAGCGUCGACAAGAAAGCCUACAAAACCCGGGCCUUGAACUAAUCCGAAUGCUUAGAGAUGCUGAGCAACAUAAUUUCACUGCGGAGGAGCUUCAGGCUGCCUUGGCUCAUUGCGGUGAUUCCAAUCCCAUUGUUUGGCUACGUGAAAAUUGGCAUAAGCUUGUGGAAACUGUCCAGACCCUGGCUACCAAAUACGGACAGGAGAGGAAGGAAAAUAUCAUUGGGACAAUAUCAGCCAUUGAAGCGCGGGAAGCACUUAGAAUUCAUCGAGGAAAUGUAUGGCAUGCAGUUACUGAGUGCAUUGAACAGAGGCAGAGGAAGUACAAUGAGAUAUCAAGCAGGGGGAAUUAUCCAAGAGAAGACAUUGUGACUGCUCUUACGGCUCAUCAUGGGAAUACUGAAUUGGCUCUCGUGGAAUUGGGCAAAAGUCAGCUAAAGCCUUUUCUCAUGAGAAUCUGGGGUCCUCCAGCAGGAGCGGAUAACGAGAGUGGUAAUACUUUGCUGGAAAAUAUCCCAAGAUCAACAUUGAAAAGGGAUACCAUAGGAUUGAGUGACCUCACUGUUCAGGAUUAUCUUGAUCUCUAUGAAAAACGCGAAACUGUGGAAAGUGAAAAACCUAAAUCGCCAAUUAGAACAGACAACUCCUAUUCAAGUCUGUCUAUAAAUUCGUCAGAGAACCGGGAGACACAAUCUGAUGCUGAUCAGAGUGAUCUCACCAAGAAUUCUAAUGUCUUGAGAGACAUUGAAAUUCUAAUUGGGAAUAUGGAACAGAAUCAGGCAAAACAGAAUGAGAAUAUGCUGAAGAAUAUUGAAAAUCUUCUGGGAAAUAUUCUCACUAAAGUCUCUCGACCACAAUCUGUGGCAUCAGACUUUUCAGCAAGUAGUCAUCAAGAGAGAUUGCUGAAUCUCAAGAGUCCACUACCACCAACCACAGCAAAGGCCAACCUGGAAGACAUCACGGAUGUUGUCAGUGAUGUAAAACUCUUUGUUUCCCAGCACAUUCAGGAAAUUGUUCCAAAUUUGGUGGAUCAAAUUGAGAAGGAACUUCAGGAGGGUACUGCUAAAGAAGACGUUCCAUUUGAGGACAAACUGCUGGAAAUUAAUUCAACCAACGACGAAAUAGUCUUCAUUCCAGUUACCGAAGAGAGAAAAAACUCUAUUCAGGACGAAAUUAUCCCUGUAAACAGCGAAUUAGAAGUUCUCAGAAUAUCUGCUGAAGAUAUCAAGGGUCAUCCUGAAGAAAUUUCUUCUGAAAAGGCACCACAGGAAAUAAAAGCUGAGCAAAACGUUGAAGUAAAAUCUACAAAACCAGUAGAUCAAGUACAGAAAGAUCAAGUACAGAAUGAUAAAAUCCAGAAAGAUCAACAAAUCCCAUUUGAAGCGAUAGAAAAUGUUCCACGAGUGGAUCAGUUACCGAAGAAUGCUUCCCCGACAAAACAGAAAAUCAAGAAAAGAAAGACAUCAAAGGCAUUAGCUACUAAAGCUGAACAAACACAGAAAAGAAAUGCAAUUUAUAUCAAUGAUUCGACGACUGAUCAUGAAGAAAAUCUCGAUAUUCCUCCAUCUCCUGUACCUCCCAUUAAGAUUAGCACAAAGAGUAUAGUUUUGAAGAGUAAAUCUGUUGAACAAAAUACUCAGAAUGCUCAGAUUAAUGAGUCAUCCGAGAGGGAUCAGCAAAAUGAAGAUAAUUUGGAAGAAAGGAAGGAGAAUCUAAGACAACCACCGAAGACAUUUACGUCUACCAUACAGAUUACCCCAACUGCUGAUGCACCACCAAAAACUUCAGAAGCUCCGCAAUCCACCUCCAAGACAAGUCAAAAUCUAUCAGAACUCGUAGAAAACACUCAGAGGCUGAUAAAGCAGAUGAAAGAGGAGAUAACAUCAGAUAUAGCGUCUAUGGAUAACACAGAAUACAGCUCAGAUGACUAUGCUGAUUCAUUUGAGUGGACAGAAGAUGAAGAAGUUGAUGAAGAAGAACAAACUGAAGAGGAAUUGGAAGAACUAGAAGAAGAAGAAGAAGAAGAGGGUGAAGAAGAAGCUGAAGAUGAAGGCGAGGAAGAAGAGGAAGGAUUGAUAGAAGAAGAAUCAGAAAGUGAGAAUGAAGAAUGGGCAGAAACAAAUGAAGAAUUUGCAAACGAACCUCUGCAACCCAAAGAAGAUCCUCAAGCCAUAAUCGUACAACUGGCCAAGCAGAGUCUGAGUCCUGAAAGUGAUAGUUACGUAGAAGCCAGGGAAAAUCUAGAUGAAGAGAUUGAUCUUAAGGACAGUGAGACAAUAAUUAAAGUUGAAAUAAUUGAAAGAGAAAUUCCAGUUGAUGAAAAUAACCCUCUGGAAAAUGAAGAAGAAUCAAAACUAGAGGAACAAGUGCCUGAAGAGCAUGAAUUGAUAGAACAUUCAAAUGAAUUAAGUAAAGAUGAAGUCUCACAUGAAGAUCCCGAGGAUGUCGAACAGUCUGUUCAAGAAGAAGAAAGUGAAUCUUUGAACGAUUCAACAGAAAAAACAAUGAAGAUAAUUCAAAUUGAAGAUUCUGAUGAUCAGAUUGUACGUGAAGAGUCUUCAGGAGACAAUCCUGUUAAUCAAGAUACAAUUCUCGUUGAGUCAUUGGUAGAAAAUUAUGUCACAACUACGGAUAGUUCACCAUUGCCGAACGAAUCACUUGAGAUUCCAUCGAAUCCUUUGGAAGAUAACGCAGAGAAUAUUGAGAAACAUCCAGAGGAUAGAUUAGAAGUGACAUCACAAGAAGUCCCAGCCAGUCCAACUCAAUCAAAUGAUAAGAUAGAAAGAGAAGAGAUUAGAUCAGUUGAAGCGUUAGAAGAACCACAAAUAGGAUCUGUUAACGAAUCUUCUGUUGAAAAUGAAAAGAUGAAUGAAGAUGUCCAGGAAUUGAAGAAAACUGUUGAAACUGAAAGUAAUAACAACUUACAACCUGAAGAAAAGGUCUCACAGAAAGAAAGUCUUCCAGUUAUCCAUGAUCAAGGAUCGGAAAAGAUCGUAUCAGAAGGAAAUACAGUUGAACAAGAUCUGAUACAAGUAGCAAAACUUCAAUCUGGCGAAGAAAACGGUAAAAUUGAAGACCCUAUUCCAGAAUCAAAUGCAAACAAUGUAGUAGUAAGAGAAGAGUCGAAAGAUUCUAAUCCUGUUAUUGGCAAUAACGAUUCGGAAGUAAUAGUGAAAGAAGAUCUGAUGAUUCAAGAAAUAGUACAAGAAAAACCGAUUCAAAAUAACGAAGAAAAUGAGAUUACAAAUUCUCCUUCUGCCACUACAGAAACUGAUUUAAAGCAUGAGCAAUCUCCACCUAGUGGGACCACAAAAACUGGAACUGAGGUCAAAGGAUCGUCUCCUAAAGUAUCCCCAUCAAAGGAAAUUCCAAGAAAGAUUCCUGUAAGGAAGAAAUCGAUACCUGGACCUCAACCAACAGCUCGGGUCACCAGAUCGAAUAGCAUUAAAGCCAUUCAGGCAGAGUUGUUCAAGAAGGUGGAAGUUAAGCCGAAAUUGGAACCAAAGGCCAGUAAAUCCUCAAAACUCGUUCCACCGAAACCAGUACCAAAGUCUGGAAUAGGAGCAUUAACUAGUAAGAUAACCAAACUCAUGACUCCAGUCACAAAUGGAAGGGGUACCUUUGCAAAAUCCCCAAAAUCCAGUGUGUCUCCCGAGAAGAAGCCAGUCUUGAACGGAAAGCCAACAAUAGCGAGAGGUCAUGAGAUGAAGAUUCCUAAGAAGAAGUACCAUGAAACAUGCUUCAGCGAUGACUAUCAGUCGAGUGAGGAGGAUGAAAAGCCCAAAGAUAGGACAGAGAUUCGAGUAAUAAAGAAAUUCAUAUCUCUUCCAUUAGAAGAAGAGGAUUCUCAGACAACUGAGGAAAGAGCUAGGAGUUUGCUAGAAGAGGGACUUGUAGACAAUUUGGCAACCGGUCAGUUGGCUGCGUCACUAAUUGGACUGAAAUUUGACAGAGAAGCAGCUCUUUGGGCUGCAGCUGAAUCCUGUGAUCUUGACCAAGCAAUCGCCCUUCUGCAACAGGAAUGUGAACUCUGUACUGGAAAAUAUCCCAUGAAUCAAAUGAUUUCCAUGCUCAAGUGCACGCAUCGCUGUUGCCACGAAUGUGCUAGGAAUUAUUUUACUAUUCAGAUUACAGACCGCUUAAUCGUGGAUUGCGUUUGUCCAUUCUGCAAAAUGCCCGAAUUACAUGGGAAUGAUGUGUCUGAAGAUGAUAUCCUAGAGUACUUUUCUAAUCUCGACAUCCUGCUAAAGAGUAUCCUCAGUGAGGAAGUGCAUGAAUUAUUUCAGAGAAAACUGAGAGAUAGAACUCUAAUGCAGGAUCCUAAUUUCAAAUGGUGCAUUCAGUGCUCUUCGGGCUUCUUUGCAAGACCACGCCAGAAGAGGCUCAUUUGUCCAGAUUGUGGAUCUGUUACAUGUGCCACGUGUAGGAAAACGUGGGAGAAGCAGCACGAAGGAAUAACAUGUGAGAAAUUUUCCGAAUGGAAGGAGGCCAAUGAUCCAGAUAAACAAGUUGAAGGUGUUACGAAACACCUUCAGCUGCAUGGAAUUGACUGCCCAAAGUGCAAGUAUCGCUAUGCCCUGGCCAGAGGAGGAUGCAUGCACUUCACCUGUACUCAGUGCAAAUUUGAAUUUUGCUAUGGGUGCGGAAGGCCCUUCAUGAUGGGUGCUAAAUGCGGUAUAUCACAGUAUUGUGCAAAACUUGGGCUACAUUCGCACCACCCAAGGAAUUGCCUGUUCUAUCUUAGAGAUAAGGAACCGCAUGAUCUCCAGAAACUCCUAAAGAUGCACAAGAUUCCUUAUGAUACCGAGCCCGUGGAAGCGCUGAAGUUUCGCACAGAGGAAGGUGCCAAGGCUGUCCUGAAGUGUCCCAUUCCACUACAGAAGGAAACACCAACUGGACUGGUGGAUACCAUUUGCAAUGGUGAUGUUCUCGAUGGAUUUGCCGGAUUGUGUCGACACCACUACAUUGAGUAUCUUUGCGUGAAAAUUCGCACAAACAAUUGUGAGACAUUGGACAUACUAACGGCGGAUGAUUUGGAGAAUAUCGUGAGGCGAGAGAAUAGGCGAAUGCCACCGCGUCCAUAUGGGAUCCUCGAUGGGCUGUACCGUGUUGAAUUGCUCAAGAACACACUAUGUGGAGUACUUGGUGAGUGCGGUGGCAAAAGCCAAUGUCGAUCCAUUGCCUAUUUUGGAUUUAACUGACUGUGUCCAAGAACUGCGUCGAAGUGGCAUUCCACUCCCGGAACGUGGACCAUGGGACACGGAUGAAAUUUACCGUGGAAUGUGCCAAGAGGUUUGUACCCAUUUUCUCUCUGUCUCCCCGUAACCCAUUAGUCCUGGCUUGACGGAUCCGCUUAAAUAUCAUUCUACCAUCAGAGAAAUUCAUCUAUUUCUCUGACUACCUGCAAUUUAUUGCGUUCAAUUUCUCCCCCGAUUUAUCAAAAUUAAAAGGAACAAAAAUUGGCGGGAGAAAAAAAUAAACUAAAAAUUGGCGGGAAAACUUGAGAUCUUAUUUCAGAAAUGUGCUCGUUAAAAGUCGUGUAAUAUCGGAAAUUUUGUGUUGAAUUUUAAUAGAAAUUACAGAUAGCCAUACUGGUAACACUAAUCCCGCUCAUUCACGGUGCUAUGAUAAAUAUUUUUGCGCCAAAAAGACAUAACAGACAUAAAAAUUCAUAUAGAAAGAAAUUGUCUUUUUGAUAUCUUUGUCGGAAGACGGAUAGUGAACACCCUUUUACUUGAAUCUUGCAGAAAUACAAAGAAAUUAAAUGCAAAUAUCACUUCAAA